AUAGCAUUGGCGGAGCGGCCCGGGUGGGGUGCGGGUCUAUAAUCUAUUUACCAGCAUUCCUACUACAGUGUGUGCCCGUUAAUAAGAUUAGUAAUUAAAAUGCUUGAUAACAAUUGGCAAGUGUGCUUCCCUCUCUCUGUAGUGGGCUGGGCUCGCGGCAGUCUCUGGCUGGGCUGGAAGAGCUCUUGAGAUAACAACGAAGGCACACAGACAGGCUCCCAGGAACCCAGGCACCCGCCGACACCACCGCUUGGGAGUCUCUGGGAAGCCUCGGGAGCCCAUAGGCAGUGCGCUGGGAGCCGCGAUGGUGGAAAUGGAGAAAGCCAGACCUGUGUGGAACAACCCCUUACAGUUUGUGUUCGCCUGUAUUUCCUAUGCAGUGGGACUAGGGAACGUCUGGAGGUUUCCCUAUUUGUGUCAAAUGUACGGAGGGGGUGGAUUUCUGAUUCCUUAUAUCAUCAUGCUGGUGGUUGAAGGAAUGCCCCUCCUCUACCUAGAACUGGCAGUGGGCCAGCGGAUGCGGCAGGGGAGUAUUGGAGCAUGGAACACAAUAAGCCCCUAUCUUCGAGGAGUUGGCAUUGCCAGCGUGGUCGUCUCCUUCUUCCUCUCCAUGUACUACAAUGUGAUUAAUGCCUGGGCCUUUUGGUACCUCUUCCAUUCAUUCCAGGAUCCCUUGCCAUGGUCCAGCUGCCCACUGAAUAGCAAUCUCACCAGUUAUGAUGAAGAAUGUGAGAAAGCCUCAUCCACUCAGUACUUCUGGUACCGGAAAACCCUCAAUAUCUCGCCCUCCAUUGAGGAGAAUGGGGGCAUCCAGUGGGAACAAGCCUUGUGCCUCAUCCUCGCAUGGCUGGUGGUGUAUCUGUGUAUUCUGAGAGGCACCGAGUCGACAGGCAAGGUGGUCUAUGUAACUGCAUCCCUGCCUUACUGUGUUCUCAUCAUCUAUCUGGUUCGGGGUCUCACCCUGCAUGGAGCCAUCAAUGGUCUUGCGUACAUGUUCACUCCCAAGAUAGAACAGUUAGCGAACCCCCAAACCUGGAUCAAUGCAGCUACCCAGAUCUUCUUCUCCCUUGGCCUCGGGUUUGGCAGCCUGAUCGCCUUUGCCAGCUACAAUGAGCCAAGCAACAAUUGCCAGAAGCAUGCCAUCAUUGUGUCUCUGAUUAACAGUUCCACGUCCAUCUUUGCCAGUAUCGUCACAUUCUCCAUCUAUGGUUUCAAGGCCACUUUCAACUACGAGAACUGCAUCAAUAAGGUGAUCUUGCUGCUGACCAAUACCUUUGAUCUCGAAGAUGGUUUUCUGACCCCAGGCAACCUGGAGGAGACGAAAGACUACCUGGCAUCUGCCUACCCAACGGAAUACAGUAAAAUAUUCCCAGACAUUAAGAACUGUAGUUUGGAAUCAGAACUAGACACCGCUGUCCAGGGGACUGGACUGUCAUUCAUUGUCUACACUGAAGCCAUUAAAAACAUGGAGGUGUCCCAGCUGUGGUCGGUGCUAUAUUUUGUUAUGCUGCUGAUGCUGGGGAUAGGAAGCAUGUUGGGGAAUACCGCUGCCAUUCUCACUCCUCUGACAGACAGCAACACCAUUUCAAGCCGCUUACCCAAGGAGGCAAUCUCAGGUCUUGUGUGCCUCAUUAGCUGUGCCAUUGGGCUGGUGUUCACCAUGGAAGCUGGAAACUACUGGUUUGACAUAUUCAACGACUAUGCUGCCACCCUCUCUCUGCUGCUCAUUGUGCUGGUGGAAACAAUUGCUAUUUGUUAUGUUUAUGGCCUAAAAAGAUUUGAGAAUGACCUUCAAGUCAUGACUGGAUGCAAACCAAACUGGUACUGGAAGAUCAUCUGGGCGUUUGUGAGCCCCUUGCUUAUCAUUGGCCUGUUCAUUUUUUACCUGACCGACUAUAUCCUGAAGGGCACCCUGCAGUACCAAGCCUGGGAUGCCACACAGGGUCAGCUGGUAACCAGAGAUUAUCCUAAUUAUGCCUUGGCAGUGAUCGGCCUUCUUGUUGCCUCUUCCACUAUGUGUAUCCCCUUGGUGGCUCUGGGAACCUUCAUCAUGAACAGAUGGAAAAAAGGAAAAACCGUUUCCGUGUGAGCAGCAGGACUCCUGAAGAUGUCUUCUUGCAGCACUCGACAUGAGUCCAGAUGGCCAUUUUUGUGUAGUUCUUAUUUAUAGAUUUACUUUCUUGGGAGGCCUUUUUAUUUUUUAAACAUGCCAGUAGAACUCUGGAGAGCAUCUCUCAGCUUUCAGUGCUUUUAAAGAGGAAAUAGAACCACUUGGCUGAAGGAUCACCAUUUUAAGACCCCCCCCCCCCAACUCCGAGGCCCUCAGGACUUCCUCUUUGGCUCUUCCCAGCAAGGUUACUUAGGACUGACUUGUUAGCAAAAGCAUCUAAAGGAAAGCAGGCUCCCUGUAAAGAAGGGAUAUGGAAGGGACUUCUCAUCACUUGUGGCUGGGUAUAAUCACUCUCCUCCGAUGUUUAUAUGGAAUCCUUCCCUUUUUUUCCUGAGGAAGGGAGGGAGACUCAUAGCCCUAGGGGAAAGUGUAUUAGAAGAACCCUGGCUGUUUGAUCACCUCAGCAUGUUUAAGCAUGGCCACCAGAUCUACAGAUGCUCAGGGGACAAAGUCUUAGAAUAUAAACAAAUGGGUAGUGUUCAUUCUGUAACUGGCAUCCCUGUUCCCCUUUAAAUAUUUCUCUUGAAGAUUGAAGAUGAAGACUAGACCUAUUGCCAGGAUUUAAGGGACUUCCAGGUAAAGAAAUCCCUCCUACCAAUGCAGGUUGGCUCCUUGGCAAAUGAUAAGCUUUUAAGAACUGUCUAGAGAAGAAGUUAAGUGGCUUGAGGCCACAUAGCCAGCAUACGUCAGAGGUAGAAAUUGAACCCAGGUCUUUAUGGCUUUGAGUUUGGCUCCCUCCCUGUUAUGCCAUGGCUGCCUUUUUGAGGAUUUGCCCUUCUGAAUCUACCAUUAUUGACCACAGCAACAGCAAGGCCAGAUGGAACACAAAGCCAGAAGAAGCCCACAUGCGUCCAUUGGGAGCAUCUUUAUACAGAUUCUUCUGGUUCAAUUCAGUCUUUUUCAGAGAAGAGGUGGGAGAACUGGCUCUGGUCACUUCCUGGACAAAGUGCUUCCCUACAACCCAUAAGGCUGACUCUGCAAGCCAUUGAUAACCACAAGCCAUAGAACCCAAGGUGGUCCCCACACAUGAUGAGGCAGUCACAUGGUGUAGUACGGAUGAGACAAAUGGGCCAGCCAUUGUGGCCUAGUUAACAUAAUAGAGUGUAAAAUCAUUAUCCCCCAUUAUGUACUGAGCACCUCCUAAAAUACAGUGAACCAAGAAAAGAAAGCAUGCCUUUAUCCGGACCAUAGAACUGAGGAAGGGUUUCUGUGGGUAGGUUUUGUUAAAGAUGUUGAAACUCUGGGAGAGACCAAAGAGAGACGACUUUAUGAGAAACUUAUUCAACAUCUGCAGAGGUCGUAAGGAGUAUCCAAAUAGGAACAAACGUUGGUGGCUGCCCUCAAGGAGAUUAAACUCAAGCAGGAGAGAGAAGAUAGGCUCAAAUAAAUAUAAGAUAGAGAGGAUGAGAAUGCAGAAAUCAGAAAAAAAAUUCAUAGAGGAUUUAAACUGAGUAGGGAUGAAGGAUGAAGAGGGAGGCAUUCCAGGAAUAGGGAAUUAUAUGAACAAAUAAAAGCACAAACAGUGCAGUGAACAGUAAUAUAAACUAUUUGUUGGGGAAGAGGGUGAGAUAAACUCCAAAGGGGAGAUUGGAGCCAGUUUGUGGAGGGCAUUGAAAGCCAGGCUCAGAAAUGUGGGCUGGAGUGUCCAUUUAGCUGUUUUCUUUUUGAUUCUCAUGGGAAAUUCUUCUGGAAUAAGUAGAGGCAUUAGAAAGUCAAGUCCUGACCUUUAUUUUUGAUAAAUAAGUAGCUUUCUGCUCCUUGAACUACUCACCUCAUUUAAACUCAUAGUGCCAAUGCUCUGAUGGCACAUAAAAGGCACAUCUCACUUUAAAAAUGCAUGAACCAAUCCUUUCCUGUGCCAGACUUUCCAUCCUUUGGUUCUUGCCUUUAUCCCUCAUCAGGCUGUUACUUCAAGCAUCAAAAGUUUCCAAUUUUGGCUGGAGUGGCGGAUGGCUUUGAACAUGAGAGUAGAGUUUGAUCCUGAAGCCACUGGAAGUCUUUCCAGCUUACCCACCUCUCAUCCUGAAAUUAUGGCCUUUUUUCUUCCAUCAGUUCUUAUCAAGGGCUGGGCACAAGCUAAAGACUACAAUGGAGUCCUAAACCACAUCAAAACUCCAACACCUAAAUGAGCAUCACCCUUCAAAACUGUUGCCUUAGUUUUUGAAAAUGUUAUCUAAUUUAUUCUGAAGUAGCCCAGACACAAAACAAGAGGGCGAGGGUCAAGGUUAGACAAAAUGACAACAUUCUAUGCCUUAUAGUCAUUGAUAUAUAGCUGUAGGUUGAGAGAAUCCCAGAAGCUCUAGUAUCUGGACUAGAAUUAAGGUCCUUCCUAUCUCCUAGGUCUGGAAGCUUUAGAUUCUAUAGGCUGAGAAAACUGAUUGGAGCCAGGGUGUCCUAUUUGCAAAAGGAACUCAAGGUCCAGCAUCCAAACACUCCACGCUAGCCUGGGAACCAGCACAAGGACAGCAUUUGAGGCAGCUCAGGCCAACAGGGACAUACAUCUUGGGAAUGGAGAGAUGGCAGCGUAAUAUAGGAAGUUUGUUUACAGAUGUGGGGAGAACAUGAAGGCACAGACUUGGCCAGCAUGUGAAGACUGGAGACAGAUUCCAUGAUUAGAGGUUUCAGGGACUCUGGCUAGGGCAGGCUGGACUGAGAGGCAUGGGAGUAGGGGAAGGAAUUGUGUGCUGGGCUCAUAGAAGAAAGAUACUAAAAUCCAAAGUGAUGAAAGUAAACAAGAUGAGUGAAAACUCCCUGCCCAUCUUACUCCAAAGUAGUAUGGAAAUCACAAGUGGAAUGGAUGAGCAGGAUGAGCCAUGAGAUGGACAAGAUGGCGCCAGAGAAGCCCAAAACCUGAAGAAGAGGGCUUCAUUUCCAUCCCUAACUUCUGAGAUCAAUAGGCACUUUUUAGUCCUUUUCUUAACUGGAUUCCCCUCUCAGAACUGCCUUCUUAGGGGAUUUCUGUGUUUUCUCAGCCACACAAGAAGAGUAAUGGAAGGAAGUCAAGAAACUUGGAGGCCCAGCUCAGCUGCUCUAUAGAAAUUCUAACUCUAAAGUGAGGAGGUUCGACUAGAUUCUCUCUGGAGUGAUUCCUACUCUCAAGUUCUAGGAUAAUUAGAAUCAUUUUUAGUUCCAUGUUGUCUGUUUCUUUUUCUCUCUUCCCAUCUCCCAACCUUAGCUGAGAUUUCGAUCCUUUGUUGACUAAGAAUCUCCCCUAGAACAUACUUAGACAUUCUUUUCAAAGUGAUGAGUCCAAAAAUUCCUGAGAAAGUCCAUUAGUACAAGUUAUUCGGAAGUUUUCCCUUCCAAUAGCCUCAGUUUCUUUGAAUCUAUCCUAAAUUCUGUCUCCUGGGGCCAAACAGAGAAAAUCCACACCUUCUUGUUCAGGUCGCUCCCUCAAGAAUCUGAAGACAAUUCUCAUGUCCAAACUAAACACUCCUGGAGAACAGCUGGAGGUGGUGUUGGGAAGCCUGGGCUUUUAGUCUGUCUGACCCUGGGCAAGUCUCUUCAUCUAAAAUGGGAAUAAUAGUACCUCUCUCAAAGGGUUGUUAGGAGCUUCAAAUGGAUCAUCUGAACAAAACACUUCAUAAACUUUCAAAUCUUGUCUGAUUGUUUUCAGCUAUUCUUGAUACGGCCCUUACCAUCAUGGUCUUCCUCUUCUGGAUGAGAGUUCCCCUCUCCCUUUACUCUCCAUCUGUUUGGCCAACCCCUUCCUUCUUUGACAUUGGGUUGGAACGACAAACUAGAGACCAUGGUGGCAGUGCCCAUAAGUGGCUGAGGCAUUCUGGGGAGAGGAAGUGAAGGGGCCAAGCACUGGAUGAGAGCUCUAUGGCAGACAAGCCUGGCAAGAAAGACUGACAUGAUUUUGUUUUUAUUCUACCUGUCCAAGUGCCUUGAACACAGUUGGCUGAGGACCAUCAAUGAUGGCUGGGAUUUAAAUGCCAGAAGUUCAAAACUGGACAGAAUUCUGAAUAUUAUGGCUAGAUCAGGGAGUUCCAUAGGACCUUAAGAGGCCAGCUAGUCUAAAACAGACAGUCAUUAGCAGAAGAGUUGGGAUUUGACUGCAGGACUUUUUGAUGCCAAAUUUAGACUUUACCCCUGAAGUAAUCGAUUCUAGAUUAAAAAAAAAAAUACCUGGAGUUUAGGGGCAGCUGGGGAGCACAGUAGAUAAGAGCAUCCUACAUGAAGGGUGGAGGACCUGGGUUCAAAUGUGGUCUCAGACACUUCCCAGCUGUGACCCUGGCCAAGUCAUUUAACCCUGAUUGCCUAGCCCAUGCUUCUUAGAAAUAAAACUAAGACAGAAGGCAAGGGUUAAAUAAAAAAAAAAGUCUGGUGUUUCAAUGUAGUCAUUUUAUUUUAGCCAUUUUUAACAGUUUCAAAAGAAUGAGACUGAAGUAACAAAGAAUCCUUAGGUUUUCCUCCAAAAACACUUGUUGCGAAGGCACUGGAUAGCCCCUUCCAUGCCACCGAAAGGUGGUCCAUAAUCAAGGUCAUUCUAGGUGUUUCUAUCACUGCAAGAAGAAAGUGUUUUCGGGGUGACACAGGAUAAGGACGUAGGAAAAGAAGGGGCGGCACUGGUCAGACAGUCAUGAGUUGCCCCUUACUACUGAGAGACCUUAGGCAAGUCACUUCAAACUUCUUAAGGUUCGUUUUCUCCUUUAGAAAAUGGGGCUAAUGAAUACUUUUAGGCUGCUCACCUCACAGGGCUGUUGUGAGGACCACGGGAGAGAACGAACAUGUUUGACAGUGCUUAUAAAUGUUUAAGUUCUCCUGUGAACGAUCUUUUCCUUGUGCUGAUCCCCCGGCACACAAGCCCUGGUCAGAAGCAGCCAGAGGGGAUGUGCUGGUUUUUAACUUAGAGCUGGGAAACCUUGCAGAGAGCUUUCCUUAUUUUGUGUUUGUUAUUAACAAGUGACGUUGUAAAUAAAUCCAAUAUAAAUGUGUUUUGAAA
Messenger RNA from Monodelphis domestica (gray short-tailed opossum), 7118 nucleotides. It is a transcript of the gene SLC6A20, whose product is annotated as solute carrier family 6 member 20. Gene Ontology annotation, cellular component: apical plasma membrane; plasma membrane. NCBI's taxonomy places the organism in Eukaryota, Metazoa, Chordata, Mammalia, Didelphimorphia, Didelphidae. The record is from RefSeq and is a predicted model, not a curated record. Gene Ontology annotation, biological process: L-proline import across plasma membrane; sodium ion transmembrane transport; glycine transport. Gene Ontology annotation, molecular function: L-proline transmembrane transporter activity; proline:sodium symporter activity.